UUGUUCUGCUGGGCUCCCUCUCCCCUUCUUCCCACAACCCUUAGGCAGGGCUAGAGCCAGUUAUUUUGAGGAAAUAACACCUCAGAAAAGUCAUCUUCCCAUUGAGUGACACGUUUAAAUCUUUUUUAAACUACUAGUUACAGAUUGGAAGGUGAUGACAGGGGAAGGGGUUAUUGCCAAAUAUACAGGCUGGGGUGCUUGCAUAUGUACUCCCUCAGUUUCCACAGAAAUGAGGUUAUCAUUUUUCCCCCUCAAUCCAAAAUCAAGAGGGUGGGGAGAGGAAGGAGGUUGCAAAAAGCCAGGUAUAGGGGAAUGUAAAGUCACCACUGUCCCAUCCUUGGCCCUGAACCCUACCACCUGAACCCCUCAAACAUCCUCAGGAUUAUACAAGACUGUCAUAGUGGGGAAACCCUCCCAUCAAAGAUCAGGGAAGGAUGGGGGCAGGUUUGGGAAUGUGAUGGGGUGGGAGGUGGGAGGCUUGGGCUGGGGCAGUUCUCUCCUCACUUGUAAACUUGUAGUUUCACAGGAAAAAAAAAAAAGCAGUUUUAAAUAAAGAAAUUUCUUUUUUCCCUGGGUUUAGUUGAGAAUUUUUUUCAACAUGAGAAACCCCAGAAAAAAAUAUUUUUCUUAAAGACCCAAAUGAGUCCCCCAACCUUGUCCUCACCAUCCAGGCUGAUUCACCUUAGUCUCUCCCUCAGUAACUGCUAGGCGUGUUGCUUAGCAACUGGAUGGGGAGGGAGGGACAGUGGUCCACCAGGCAGCCCUUUAAUACAAUAAGUUGGGGGUCCUAAAGGCAUGAGAGACCUUGGGAGGUAUGCUCCCCACCCCCAUGGAUGUGGCAGUAUGAGAGACCCACAGUGCCCGGGGUGGAGUGGUAAUUGCUUCUCCUAGUACCUGAAGGACACUUGUCAGAGAGGCAUGAAUUCCUGGCAUUCCCUGUGACAGGGAGAUGGGGGCAGGGGUGAGGGUACAAGCCCUACCUAGGGCGGCGGCCACAGUACUGAGGGGCAGACAGAGCCAGGAGCCUGGGAAGGAAGCAGGAUGACAGCAGGGGCAGCCAUGGAAACCUGGGUGCUGGUCCUCAGUCUGUGGGGGGCAGUAAGUGGCCAAAACAUCACAGCUCCGAUCGGGAAGCCACUAGUGCUGAAGUGUAAGGGGGCCCCUAGGAAACCCCCCCAGCAGCUGGAAUGGAAACUGAACACAGGUCGAACUGAAGCUUGGAAGGUGCUGUCUCCCCAGGGAGGGUCCUGGGAGAGUGUGGCUCAUGUCCUCCCCAAUGGCUCCCUCCUCCUGCCAACUAUUGAUAUCCAGGAUGAGGGGACUUUCCGGUGCCAGGCAACAAGCCGCAGUGGAAAGGAUAUCAAGACCAACUACCAAGUCCAAGUCUACCAGACUCCCAAGAAGCCAAAGAUUGUUGAUUCUGCCUCGAAACUCACAGUUGGUGUCCCUAAUAAGGUAAUGGAAGAGGAAAGAAGUAAACAUAAUCCUGAGAAUGGGCCGAGUGUGGGGACAUGUGUAUCUGAGGGAGGCUACCCUGAAGGGACUCUUAGCUGGCACUUGGACGGGAAACCCUUGAUACCUGAUGGCAAAGGGGUGUCGGUAAAGGAAGAGGCCAGUAGAUACCCUGAAACAGGACUUUUCAGACUCCAGUCAGAGCUGUUGGUGAUGCCAGACCAGGGGGGUCUGCAUGUCAACUUCUCCUGUAGCUUUAAUCCUGGCCUUCCAAGGCGCAGAGCCCAGCACUCAGCCCCUAUCUGGCUUAGUAUUGGGGAGCCUGUGGAGAAAAUCCAGUUGGCAGUGGACCCAGAAGGUGGUGCAGUAGUUCCUGGUGGUACUGUGACCCUGACAUGUGAAAGUUCUGUCCAGCCUACUCCUGAAAUCCACUGGAUCAAGGAUGGCAUGCUCCUGUCCCUUCCUCCCAGCCCAGUGCUGUUACUGUCUGAGGUCGGCCCUGAGGAUCAGGGCAUCUACAGCUGUGUGGUCACCCAUCCCACCCAUGGGCCUCAGGAAAGUCAUCCUGUCACCAUCAGCUUCAUCGAAACAGGUGAGGGUAGACCAACUGCAGACUCCGUGGAAGGGUCAGGGCUGGGAACUCUACCCCUGGUCCUGGGGAUCCUGGGAGGCCUAACCACAGCUGCCCUGCUCAUUGGGAUCAUCAUGUGGCAAAGGAAGCGACGUCAAGGAGAGGAGAGGAAGUCCCCAGAAAACCAGGAAGAGGAGGAACGUGCAGAGCUGAAUCAGUCGCAGGAGCCCGAGACAACUGAGAGCAGUGCAGGAGGGCCCUGAGAGUCCCGCAGCCAGACCCAUCCUGAGGCUUCCUCUUCCAUUCCCGCACUCUGUUCUGACCCCCAGCCAGCCCUCCCCUAUGUAAUCUCUACCCCACCUCUCCAACCCUUCUUUCACAACCAGAGUCUUCUACAAACAGUGAUGAGUAAACAAACACCUGACA
Molecule: messenger RNA, 2449 nt
Organism: Erinaceus europaeus (western European hedgehog)
Lineage: Eukaryota; Metazoa; Chordata; Mammalia; Eulipotyphla; Erinaceidae
Gene: AGER
Product: advanced glycosylation end-product specific receptor
Exons: 11
Coding region: 1042-2286 (414 amino acids)
Biological process (GO): regulation of p38MAPK cascade; regulation of inflammatory response
Cellular component (GO): plasma membrane
Molecular function (GO): signaling receptor activity
Source: RefSeq, a predicted model, not a curated record